Rotaria sp. Silwood2 is the source of this 1812-nucleotide messenger RNA. The record is from the annotation of a GenBank genome assembly. Lineage: Eukaryota; Metazoa; Rotifera; Eurotatoria; Philodinida; Philodinidae.
AGUCAUGGAUGUUUGAGAUGUUGUAGUACUGGGUAGCAUAAUUUUUAGGGGCGCUACUACUAAAAAGAAAGGGAUUUUCUUUUGUUGAAAGACUGUAGUCAAAGAAGACAAACAUCAUCACGACUACAAAGAUAAGCGAAAUAAAAACAAAGUGAACUACGAAAACUACGCAGAUUGAUAAGAAAAAAAAAUCCCUUUUCUUUAGAAAACAUUGUGAUGCAGAUAUAUCGAUAUCCUAUGUAAAGUUUAUCUAUGUAGCCUGUUGUCGACCAUUUAAUGCUAGAUACAUCUACCUUGAUCCAUUUCCUAUAGAAAGAAUUAAAUCAAUAAUCAUAGUGCUAUUUUCUAGUAAAGCCUAAUAUGAGCUGCACUUAAAAAACUUUUCCAAAAGUAGUAUAGCAUUAAACAUUUGAAAUUAAGCAUAACUUAAUGGAAAUGCUAAUGCUUCUAAAGAUCAUCAAAUAUAUAAAUAGGAUAAAUAGUUUGUUAUCUUAUAAUCCUGAUAGUUGUCAUUCGAAGAAAACGAAAAAUAAGUCAGUGAAUAAGCGGUAUAAAGAUUUAUAAAUUACUAAUCUAAUAAAAUGUGAAUUGCGACAGUCAUGUAAAGUAAGUCGCAUACACUAUUGUUACUCGGAGUCGAACUCUUAAUCUAGUGUUUGUAUACCAUCCAUUCAUUGCAGCAAGUGUGUCAAUUAUCAGUUGACUUAAAACCUUGAUGUAAUUUAAUAGCUCAAUCCAUUAUUUCAACGCUAUUUCAUACAUACACUAGUCGUUUUAGUGAUUUUCGAUUCAAAAGAAAAUACAUGAUCUAGUAUAGCCAUAUCAAUUAGAGAGUACACUCGGAGAAGAUUAAGACAAUGGUAUAUGUCCAAAAAUAAAGUUGUCCACUACUGAAAUGUACCGAUCAAUGACGACUUCACAACUAUUUACUGAUAUCAUGUAUUGCUAUAAAACACGAAAUAAUACAUCAGGUUGGGUGUGGGUGUGGGUUUGAGAAGAAACAGAAGAUUCGCCCGCACCCACCCUCUUUGACAUUAGUCUCAAGCCUGACAAUGAGAGAUGGAAAAUAUUUCGAGUACCUCAUUGAAAUUUAUUCCUCUUGAUGCUUUUCAUGUCAUUUUAGGGCCGAGUAUUGUAAAAUCAACUUACUCAAGUGCAUUGACUGAUCGCAGUGAUAAAUUUCCUCGCAUUGGGAAGGUUAACUCUUACUACUAUCAAGCAAUUAAUAUUCUUGUGUAUACCACGGGCAAUUACACUUUUACAAGUAACAGUACUAUUGAUAUGGUUGGCUACUUAUACAAUAAUAGCUUUGAUAAAAACAGAUUGUCUGUUAAUCAACUCGCAAAAAAUGACGAUAGAGGUGGCAAUUUACAGUUUAAACUGGUAUAUAAUCUUCAGGCUGGAGUGAAAUACAUUCUUAUAGUAACGACGUUUAAUCCGUAUGUCCUUGGACCGUUCUCAAUAACUGUGAGUGGCCCAGCUAGCGUAGAUUUUUAUGUAAACACUAAUGGCACAGAAACUUCGCCCAUAACAGUCACAACAGUCAGCCAAACAACACCAACCAGCCAAAUGACAACACCUAGCCGAACAACAACAACCAGUCACACAACGACAACUAGUCAAACAACAACAACCACCCAAACAACGACAACUAGCCAAAGUACAACAACUAGCCGAAGAACAACAACCAGUCACACAACGACAACUAGUCAAAGUACAACAACUAGCCGAACAACGACAACCAGCCGAACAACAACAACAACAACCACAACUCCAAUCAGUCCAACCAGUAAGGAAACUAAUCAUUUAUAG